GAAAUUAUCGCUCGCGUUUACACUAACACAAGCCUAGCUUUUAGUGGUGAGCCUGGGUACCAUUUCAAAGUUCAAUGACCGCCACAUGUUGACAAGAAAAACAUCAGUCGCGAAAACCCACAAGGCGAGGGAUGAAUACAGUGGUGUAAAGCACGUUUGACCUGCUCCCCCAGCUUAAGUAUGACUCACAGCCAAAGGCUUAGCGAGCCGAGCAUGGUGUGCCUAUCGUCAAGAUAGCAUGUAGGACUAGCAAGGCAGCAUUUACAAUUCGUUUUUCUCAACAUCUUGACAAGUUCAGCAUCAAAUUGAUCGCCCGUUGACUGUAGGCCCCCUCUAGGAUAAGAUGGGGGCGUGUAUAGGGGUGGACCAGGAGCAGAAGAAGGCAAGGAUGCACAGUGAGGCCAUAGACAAACAACUGAUACAAAUGUCCAAGGAAGAGGAACACAUUGUCAAGAUCUUGUUGUUGGGUGCCGGUGAGAGUGGGAAGAGUACGUUGGUGAAGCAGAUGAAGAUCAUUCAUAGCGACGGCUUCACCAAUCAUGAACUCAUGAGCUUCAAGCCAGCGGUUCUUGAUAAUCUUCUGAGUUCCAUGAAGUACGUUCUUAAUGGCAUGGGACUUCUCCGAAUUCCCCUUGCCAACCCAAGAAACAAGAUCUAUGCUCAGACCAUUCUCCAGUGCUACCGCUGUUUUGACGAGCAGAUCAAGAUGCGCACAUCUAUCGCAAUAGCCCUACUGGCGCUCUGGAAUGACACGGGGAUCAGGUCAUGCGUAGCCAGAGGUCACGAAUAUGAACUCAAUGACUCGGCGUUAUACUACUUUGAGAAUAUGGAGAGGAUAACAUCAGAGUACUACAGACCAAGCACAGUAGAUGUCUUGAGAGCAAGAGUCCGAACGACAGGUGUUAUUGAGACACACUUCAAGAUCAAAGGCGUAAUAUUCAGAAUGUAUGAUGUUGGAGGUCAAAGGUCAGAGAGAAGGAAAUGGAUCCAGUGCUUCGACGAUGUGAAAGCUCUGCUCUACGUGACGGCAUUGAGUGGUUAUGACAUGACACUCUUUGAAGAUCCAGAAGUUAAUCGGCUUAGGGAAAGUCUUCACUUGUUUGAGUCCGUCUGCAACAACUGUUUCUUCAGAAACACCACCAUCAUCCUCUUCCUCAACAAAGUUGACUUGUUCCGACAAAAGAUACUUCACACUGAGAGACAACUAAGGCUGUACUUCCCUGAAUAUCCAGGUCCUGAUUACGAUGUCGAGACAGCCUGUCGCUUCAUCCGCAGACGCUUCCAAGACGCUAACCACAAUGUUAAGAAACACAUCUAUCCCCACUUCACCACGGCAACAGACACCACCAAUGUGGAGGUAGUAUUUCAGAUCGUCAUGGAAACCAUCAUAAGGGAAAACCUCAAAACGGCGGGUAUGUUAUAGCACACUGUUUAAGCCUAUCACCCUAUCGUCUCCCCUACGCGUGUUGAAAUCAACACGUGUUCACCAUAAGCUGAAGCGGGUCCCUUCGAACAUGGGUAGGCAAGGCUUACUGUUCACACUUAAACUGGUGUGUAGAUUUUGGAUUUCUACUCAGGUAGAGCCUCUCAACCCUGGGUUUGACCAAGGUUGAAUUUACCCGUGGACCAGGGUUGAUUUUACCCAUGAACAAGGGUUGAUUUUACCCGUGGACCAGGGUUGAUUUUACCCUUGGACCAGGGUUUGAAUUCUACCCAGGAAGAACCUUUAUCCUUGGACUGGGGUUGAUUUUACCUGUGGACCAGGGUUGAUUUUACCCAUGGACCAGGGUUGGAUUUCUACCCAGGAAGAACCUAUAUCCGUGGACUGGGGUUGAUUUUACCUGUGGACCAGGGUUGAUUUUACCCGUGGUUCAGAGUUGGAUUUCUACCCAGGAAGAGCCUUUGUCCGUGGACUAGGGUUGAUUUUACCCGUGGACCAGGGUUGAUUUUUACCCA
Messenger RNA from Patiria miniata (bat star), 1956 nucleotides. Its product is annotated as guanine nucleotide-binding protein G(o) subunit alpha-like. The record is from RefSeq and is a predicted model, not a curated record. Lineage: Eukaryota; Metazoa; Echinodermata; Asteroidea; Valvatida; Asterinidae. Gene Ontology annotation, biological process: adenylate cyclase-modulating G protein-coupled receptor signaling pathway. Gene Ontology annotation, molecular function: G-protein beta/gamma-subunit complex binding; guanyl nucleotide binding; G protein-coupled receptor binding. Bases 344 to 1423 code for a protein of 359 amino acids. The transcript is spliced from 9 exons. Gene Ontology annotation, cellular component: heterotrimeric G-protein complex.